AUGCGAGCCACCAUAGAUGACCCUCAAGCAGCGUUGCCCCGUAUCCUCUGCCUCCACGGCGGCGGCUCCAACUCCCGAAUCUUCAAGGCGCAGACGCGCGCGUUGCGAUAUGAACUGUCCAACUAUUUCAGAUUUGUAUUCGUUGAAGGGCCCUUUGACUCCGAGCCCGGGCCGGACGUGACAUCAGCCUACGAAAAGUUCGGCCCCUUUCGGCGCUGGUUUCGGUCAGGACCCCAGCAUCCACCCAUUGAUUCGCACACCGCAGUUGCGUGUAUCGAGGAGUCGAUAUAUGCGGCGAUGGAGCGCGACGACCUUCAGGGCGGCACGGGCGACUACGUCGCCGUGAUGGGCUUCAGCCAGGGUGCGAAGCUCGCCGCGAGCCUACUCUUCCGCCAACAGAUCCGUGCCGAGAAACUGGGACAGGCUAUGAGCGGGACGAACUUCCGGUUUGCCAUCUUGUUGAAUGGGCGAGGCCCACUGGUCUCGAUGGAUCCGGAGCUGGUGAUGAACACGGCUCUCAUGGAUGCGUCGCAAAUUGCGUUGGAUCGGCCCGUCACGUUGGAGGACCUCUGCCGCAAGGAGCAUGUACUGCGUCUGCCCACGAUUCACGUACACGGUCUUCAGGACCCGGGGUUGAUGCUGCAUCGCGUGCUGCUGCGGGAGUAUUGCUCGAAGAAUGCGAGACUGGUGGAAUGGGACGGGGCGCAUCGGGUUCCCAUCAAAACGAAGGAUGUCCUCCCUCUCGUUCAUGAGAUUUUGCAGCUGGCGAAGCAAACAGGGGUUGUGUUCGCGGCCUGA
Aspergillus terreus NIH2624 is the source of this 798-nucleotide messenger RNA. RefSeq lists its product as uncharacterized. Gene Ontology annotation, cellular component: cytoplasm; nucleus. The transcript has a single exon. Bases 1 to 798 code for a protein of 265 amino acids. The record is from RefSeq and is a predicted model, not a curated record. Gene Ontology annotation, biological process: secondary metabolite biosynthetic process. Lineage: Eukaryota; Fungi; Ascomycota; Eurotiomycetes; Eurotiales; Aspergillaceae.